AUGGCUUCCUCGAAUCCUCCCAAUAUGGUGGAAAAAAGCGUGUGUGCAUUGUGCUCCGGGAAGUACAAAUCUCCAAGAUGUCUUCCCUGUUCACACUCGUUUUGUCACAAUUGUUUAUCGUCACACAUUUUGGGCUGUUGUAAAUGUAAGGAAUCCCCUGUGGGUUUUAAUUGCCCCGUGUGUCAGGUAUUUAUUCCAAGUAAUGGCGAGUUUGAAACUCCCGAGAGAUGGGCAGGCCUUUAUCCUGUUAAUACUAUUUUAAUGAAACUGGUUGCUUCCCCUGAACAGAAACAUUGCGCUGCUUGUAAGAGAGAUAACGAAGAAUUAGAGGCGGUGGACUACUGUUUGGCCUGUAACGAAGAACUGUGUAAAACAUGCUCAAAGUGUCACAGAAAAGGACUGACAACCUGCGACCAUAAGAUCUGUUCAUUAAACGAACUUCAACUUCAGAACAGAUCACAGCUUUCAGAAUCAAAUGUAUGUUCAAAACAUGUGGGUAGACCAGUGGAACUCUACUGUGACAAUCAUGGGGUUUUCUGUUGUGGGUUGUGUGGAGGAAUUGAGCAUAAAAAAUGUGAAAAUGUUUGCAGUAUAGAAGAGGCACUCGAGGGUUUGAAAAAGGACAAACAACAAUUAAUAGAGACUUUGCAUCAAAAUAUGACACAACACGAAGAACUGCUGACUUCAUUAAAAAAAUGA
Messenger RNA from Saccostrea cuccullata (small rock oyster), 699 nucleotides. RefSeq names its product E3 ubiquitin-protein ligase TRIM45-like. The coding region runs from base 1 to 699 and encodes 232 amino acids. Lineage: Eukaryota; Metazoa; Mollusca; Bivalvia; Ostreida; Ostreidae. The transcript has a single exon. The record is from RefSeq and is a predicted model, not a curated record. Gene Ontology annotation, molecular function: zinc ion binding.